AUGCUGGAGAAAAGGGCUGCUGCAUUGCAAAAGCGCGCAUCGCGUGCGGUGGACCAGGCAUCGCGCACUGUGGCAAAAGCUGUAGAGACGGCUGUUGAAGUGUCAGCACAGGAUCUGCAACAACCCACAGUCGUCCUUCGCUGGAAGGAGGGUGGCUGCAUCCCCGACAACAUGCGCAUUCUUGUGUGGCAGUUGGCGAAGAUUCGUGUCCCCUUCACGAACAUUGGUGCGGUAGUCGAGGCUGUAAUCAAGAGCAUCGGGGGUAGAGUGGAGGGCAAGAUCGGCGAGAAGUCUGUGAGUCGGAUCGUGGGCGAGGGCGCAGUUGCUCUUGAUCUGAUGCUGGUUGAAGCUAUUGAAAGCGCGGAAGGAUACAGUAUUAGCAGUGAUGGCACACAGCACCGGAAGAAUCAGUAUGAUGCCCAGCACCUCUGUAUCAACAACAAGAGUACCCACACUCGGUACAACCUCGGUGUCAUGCAAUCUACGGACCACACCAGUGAGACACAGCUCCAGAACUGGGAGAAACGUCUUACCUUGAUGUUUGACACAUUCAACAACAGCCCGUUGGCGCAUAGCAAGAGAGCCGAUGUGCGUGGCUUCUGGGCAAGGCUGUGUACUUUCCUCAGUGACCAUGCCAAAGACCAAAAGAAGCUCGCAAAAUUGAUGCACGUACUGAAGAGGCUAUGCAACAUCGAGCUCCGUGGUGAAGAGGCCGCCCGGAGUAUGUCUGUGGAGCAGUUUCUGGCCCUUCUGAUCGAGGAGUGUUCAGCUUCGGAAGGCAACUCGACAGAAAGUAACCUUACCGUGGAGCAGAAGGCCCUCAAAGCACGACAGCGCGUCAUCCAGAAGCUCGGGGAGGAUGCGUUUGAAGCCCUGCCUCUGUCCGAGCAGCGAGUCGUGACGUUGUUCAUACAUGCCGGAUGUUGUAUGCACAAGGACCUGAACGCGACACAGGGCGGCAACACGGCGAUGGUCGCAUUCUGGACAGCGGCCGGCCUCGACCCUCCUGUUCGACUCUUGAACAGAGAUAACACUGCGGCUGCCCAGACAGGUUCAGAAGCAGCUAUUCAUCAGGCCUUCGAGAACUCACAAGGUGGGGGAACCAAGGUGACGGAGCUGACGGGGCUUCUAUUCAAUCACCGGGAAGACACAAAGGGUCAACAAGACAGCUUCCGCUACUCGAUGGAGAAGGCGACUGGAAAGCUCUUUACCUUUCCGGAUACCAGCAACACACGCUUCGGUUCUCAUGGCGACGCCGCCACUGUCCUCGUGGAGCAUCUAGAGCACAUCCUCGUAUUUCUGGAGCAAAUCCGUGAUCAGAAACAGAGCGGUGAAUGGACAAACCUCGAGGCAAACGUUUGGAAGGCGCUUCAUGACGCUCCGACACUCACCGAGUUGUGUGUCCUCUCCCUCUAUUCCCAAGCUGUCAGCCACCCAUACAUGGCGAUUGUCCGGGGUGCCGACGAUCCAAACCAUCUUGAGCUCGGACCCCUUCACGACGCAGUCAAGGCACACAUCGAUGUGGUGAUCGAGCAGCCGGACCGACUCCUGGCAGUUGAUGCAUCACACGUGAGGGGCGCAUUAGGCGGCAGGCUCUGGGACUCACCGAGAGGAUUCGAAGCUGUACAGGAGUUAUCCCCCCAUUUGCCGCACAUCAAGGAAGCUCUUGUCGCGUUCCUGAGGGGUGCUCGAGUGACCUGGGAGCGCUUCUCCAGCGAGUAUGCAGCUGGUGGAGAGAUCAACGGCCUGUCAGCGGAGGAAAAGGAGAUGUUCUACGCACCAGCAACCAAUGACCUGAACGAAGGUGCCCUCGGCUUCGCGAAAGUGUAUCUCCGUGCUUCUCCGAACAUCACUCUCGAAACUAUCAAUGCACUAUCAGCACUUCGUCAGCCUAACCUCAUCGAGUAUACGGAAGGACUCACCAGCUCGACCAAGGCCUACAUUCGGAGAACGGCUCGCGACCGCAACGAGCAGGGAACGGGGAAGGCGCGGCGCAAGUUCCUCGCAGAGUGGAGCGCGCGGGUCGCACAGCAGGCUCGAGAAGCGCGCCUGACCUCACUUGAAACGAAGGUGAACAAGCUGCGCGCCCUCCUCGCAGUCGAACCCUUGGGUGUGGCCGAAAUCCCGCGGAUCGGCAGCAUGAAAUUUGACACUGUCAAGGGCCAGGUCCGAUGGUAUCGUCAGUUCGUGGACACGGGCGACAUCAAGGUAGUGCGGGUUCUCAAGGACUUACGCAAAAGAAUCGACUGGGAGAACGCACUGCGGCACUUCAUCCAGCUCUAUGCACAGCCAGAUGUGCGCGCGCGGACCGAGGAUGAGCUUUCAAAGGUGCGGGUCGAGCUGAGGGCCAUGGACGAGGAGCUGGCCAAGGGGAGAGGGGCAGUGGCCAGUGGGAGUGCGGUGGGAGUUGGCAUGGUGCGGGGCGCACCGGACACUGCGUGCUGA
Messenger RNA from Epithele typhae, 2445 nucleotides. RefSeq lists its product as uncharacterized. Bases 1 to 2445 code for a protein of 814 amino acids. The transcript has 2 exons. Lineage: Eukaryota; Fungi; Basidiomycota; Agaricomycetes; Polyporales; Epitheliaceae. The record is from RefSeq and is a predicted model, not a curated record.